Messenger RNA from Brassica napus (rape), 829 nucleotides. RefSeq lists its product as uncharacterized. The transcript has a single exon. The record is from RefSeq and is a predicted model, not a curated record. Bases 49 to 549 code for a protein of 166 amino acids. NCBI's taxonomy places the organism in Eukaryota, Viridiplantae, Streptophyta, Magnoliopsida, Brassicales, Brassicaceae.
AUUUAUGAGAGAGCGACUAACGAAAAAUCAGAACACAAAAAGAAGAAGAUGGAUGAUAACAAAAACAUCAUCAAAACCCUAGCUCGGUGGUGUCUUGUUCUACAAGCCAUCAUGAUAUCUUCCAACACCGUGGCUCUCAAGGAACCAGACUACGUAAACAUGAACAUAACAAUCCGCAAUGCAAUGACCGGGCUGCUCCGCCCGGAAAUCGUCUAUCGAUGCCAGUCCAAACGCAAAGAUUAUGGUUGGCAUCGAUCUACAAAACCAGGAACUCAGUUUUCAUUUCCAAUCAUUCUCAUUAAAGGUGAAAGCAAGAUACCGGCUAUUCACAUCUGCCGUUUCCGGUCCGCUUUAGGAACCGCCACACUCGUGAUAGAAAACACUUAUCUCGACGCCGAGAUGUGUCCUAAAUCUUCAUGUGCUCACGAAGCGACACCGAAAGGGAUCUUGUUUAGAGGCCUUGAAUGGGAUUUCAAAACCGUGUUUCCAAAGCUCAAACCAGUUGAGUAUCUUGAAUUGCCGUGGACACCUUGGCCAAACAGAACAUGAAUUUUUCAUCAUAUUUUUUUUUUCUUUCCUUUUGUAUUCAUUCUAAUUAUAGAAGUUCAAAAUUCAUAAUCAUAAGCAGUUUGCCACAUACUAACAGCUUUAGUUUAAAUUAAUUCCCUACAUUUAUGCGUUGGAGAGACAAUUGCUCGGGAAUAAACCUUAGGUUCACCCUAGGAUGAACAUUUAAAUUCACUCAUUUUUUAAGACCAAUCAAAGUAUUAAGUAGAUAAUUAAUUAAAAAUAUAAAAUUUAUUUAAAAAUAACUAAAAAAAAAGCAAUG